This is a messenger RNA of Psammomys obesus (fat sand rat), 856 nucleotides long. RefSeq names its product angiopoietin like 8 (gene Angptl8). The transcript is spliced from 4 exons. The record is from RefSeq and is a predicted model, not a curated record. Lineage: Eukaryota; Metazoa; Chordata; Mammalia; Rodentia; Muridae. Bases 8 to 604 code for a protein of 198 amino acids. Gene Ontology annotation, biological process: regulation of lipid metabolic process; triglyceride homeostasis.
GUCAGCCAUGGCUGCGCUCGCUGUCUGCCUCCUGUGCACCCUGGCAAUAAUGGCGCGCUCUGCCCCGGUGGCCUCUCUGGGUGGUCCAGAGCCAGCUCAAUAUGAAGAGCUGACCCUGCUCUUUCACGGGGCCCUGCAGCUCGGCCAGGCCCUCAACAGCGUAUACAGAGCCACAGAGGCUCGCCUGACAGAAGCGGGGCACAGCCUGGGCCUCUUUGACCGAGCACUGGGACUUCUGGGCACAGAGGUCAGCCAGGGCCGGGAUGCGACACAGGAGCUUCGCAACAGCUUGUCAGAGAUUCAGGUGGAAGAGGACGCUUUACAGCUUCGCUCAGAAGCCACAGCCCGAUCGCUGCGGGAGGUGGCCCAGGCCCAGCAGGCCCUGCGGGACACAGUACGGAGACUACAAGUCCAGCUGAGAGGCGCCUGGCUCGGCAAAGCCCACCAAGAAUUUGAGACCUUAAAGGAUAGAGCCGAUAAGCAGAGCCACCUCCUAUGGGCUCUCACCGGCCACGUGCAGCGGCAGCAGCGGGAGAUGGCGGAGCAGCAGAAGUGGCUGCGACAGAUCCAGGAGAGGCUCCACACGGCAGCCCUUCCAGCCUGAGGCUGACCUGGGUGUCACUGAGGACCGGUCACCUGGAAAGGAACAGUGAGCGCGCUCCCUGAAGGCCCUGAGCAGGGUGGACAGAGCUGGCUGCCCCUCGGCUGGGCGUGGCUAGUGCUCCCUGCUUCCUGACAGAGCAGAGACAGAAGCAAGCAGGCCGGAUGGAAGACAGAAGACAGAGCCCCGUGGAGGGGGGCUGGAGAAGGGCACGAACCCCUCUAUGUCCCCCCCAAUAAAACAGAAUGGAAGCAA